This is a messenger RNA of Aspergillus tanneri, 1518 nucleotides long. RefSeq names its product allantoinase alX. The record is from RefSeq and is a predicted model, not a curated record. The transcript is spliced from 2 exons. The coding region runs from base 1 to 1518 and encodes 505 amino acids. Lineage: Eukaryota; Fungi; Ascomycota; Eurotiomycetes; Eurotiales; Aspergillaceae. Gene Ontology annotation, biological process: purine nucleobase catabolic process; allantoin catabolic process. Gene Ontology annotation, molecular function: cobalt ion binding; zinc ion binding; allantoinase activity. Gene Ontology annotation, cellular component: cytoplasm.
AUGGAGUCCUCCCUGGUCCCCUCCAUUGCGGUCAUUACCUCGUCGCGAGCCGUCAUCUCCGGCCGUCUGACAUCGGCCACCAUCGUUGUAUCGCGCUCCACGGGCAAGAUCACCGCUGUCUUUGACUCCGUCAUUCCGGCCUCCGACUUCCCCGAGGGCACUCCCUACAUCGAUUAUUCGCCACAUGUAUUGCUUCCCGGUCUCGUCGACGCUCAUGUCCAUCUUAAUGAGCCGGGCCGCACCGAAUGGGAAGGGUUCUUUACCGGAACCCAAGCUGCCGCCUUCGGGGGGGUCACCACUGUCAUUGAUAUGCCACUCAAUGCCAUUCCCCCGACCACCACUGUAGCCGGCCUGAAGGAGAAAAUCCAGGCCGCUCAGGGUAAGUGCUGGGUCGAUGUCGGUUUCUAUGGUGGUAUCAUCCCCGGCAAUACCGGCGAAUUGAAGGAGCUCGUCAACCAGGGCGUCCGCGGCUUCAAGGGCUUCCUGAUCGACAGUGGGGUGGAUGAAUUCCCCGCUGUCUCCUCGGAAGACAUCCGAAAGGCCAUGUCCGAAUUGGCCGACGAACCCACGACGCUCAUGUUCCACGCCGAGAUGGUUCCCCCCAUCACGGCGUCCGACUCGGAUGCGAUGCAAACCCCCCAAGGCCCCGUGGAAGCCUACUCCACCUUCCUGGCCUCGCGCCCCUCCUCGUAUGAGACCUGUGCCGUAGAAGAGAUCCUCUCCCUCGCGCCUCUGGCCCCGAAGCUACCCCUGCAUAUCGUCCACCUGUCCGCCAUGGAGGCCAUUCCACUAUUGCGCCGUGCCCGUGCCCAAGGCAUCCCCAUCACGGCCGAGACUUGCUUCCACUACCUCUCCCUGGCAGCCGAGGAGAUCUGCGACGGCGACACCCGUCACAAAUGUUGUCCGCCGAUUCGCUCCCAGCUUAACCAGGACAGUCUCUGGGCCGAAUUGGAACGCCACGCAGAGGACGGCGCCAUCAAGACCGUCGUAUCCGACCACUCGCCCUGCACCCCGGGUCUCAAACUCCUCCCGUCCCACAUCCCCGGCCACCAGCAGACCACCACUGCCACCGUCAAGAAAGACAAAAACCAAGGCAGCUUCAUGUCCGCCUGGGGCGGCAUCUCCUCCGUGGGUCUGGGUCUUCCCAUCCUAUGGACCGAGCUCAGUCGUCGAAAGGGCUUGACCUCAUCCCCCGAUGACACCAACACCAAGCGCGCCCUGCAGGAUAUCGUGCGACUCUGUUGCGCCAACACAGCUGCUCAGGUGGGUCUGGAGCGUCAGAAAGGCGAUCUAGUCCCGGGUUUCGAUGCAGAUAUCUGCGUCUUCGACGAUACCGCCGAGUGGGUCGUCGAGCCUAGCACCAUGCUCUUCCGAAACAAGUGCUCGCCCUACCAGGGUCGUACCCUGCGCGGCCAGGUGCGCGAGACAUGGCUGCGCGGUGAGAAGAUUUUCACUCGAAAUUCCGGGUUCGGUAGCAAAACUCCCACUGGUACUCUGCUCCUAGAAAAACGGGUUUGA